CUUUGUAUUCCUCUGCUUGUCUCACUCUCCUUUCUCUCUCUCUCAUCUCCAGCUCAUUAACUUACAUCUUCAACUUCUUAUAACUAAACACAACUUACAACUAAUUUUUAUAAUUUUCUUAUUUUUUUUGGAGAAAUUAUACAAUUUCAAGCAAAACCCAAUCAUAUCCACUAAAUCUAUGAUGUUUCUUAGCGUUAUUAUUAUGUUUUUGGGUGAUUUUCUUAACAAGAAAGUGUAGAUUUUUAGGGUUCUUUUUGUCCUUGGUUGGAGUGGAGAGAAUUUCUUCAAUUUAAUUGCUAAAAAUGUCUGGCGCUCAGAAAUCAAACCCAGAAAGAGUUGAUUCAACGAAGAAUCAACAACAACAACAAUUUAGAAGAGACCCAUAUGAAGUUCUCGGUGUUUCUCGGAACUCUACUGAUCAAGAAAUCAAAUCUGCUUAUCGUAAAUUAGCCCUAAAGUAUCAUCCUGAUAAGAAUGCAAAUGAUCCCAAGGCAGCGGAUAUGUUCAAAGAGGUCACGUUCUCGUACAACAUACUGUCCGAUUCUGAAAAAAGGCGUCAGUAUGAUGCAGCUGGUUUUGAGGCCGUUGAAUCUGAAAAUCAGGAACUUGAGCUGGAUCUUUCAAGUUUGGGAACUGUAAAUACAAUGUUUGCUGCACUAUUUAGCAAACUAGGUGUGCCCAUCAAGACCACAGUCUCGGCAACAGUGUUAGAAGAGGCGCUAAAUGGACAGGUGUCCGUGUCGCCUCUUCCACUGGGUCAGCCUUUAUUUAAAAAGGUAGAUAAACAAUGUGCCCAUUUUUACUCUGUGACGAUAACUGACGAGGAGGCGCAGGGUGGGCUUGUCUGCCGUGUGCAAUCAUCUGAUAAAAGCAAAUUUAAGCUAUUGUAUUUUGAACAGGAAGAGAAUGGUGGUUUAAGUCUUGCCCUACAGGAAGACAGCACCAAGACUAAAAAGGCUACAUCUGCUGGCAUGUUUUUUCUUGGCUUCCCUGUUUAUCGAUUGGAUCGUGCUGCUAUUGCGGCGGCAGCUGCUAAGGAUCCAGAUGCUGCCAUCUUUAAAAAGCUGGAUGGAUUUCAACCAUGUGAAAUUACCGAACUUAAAGCUGGAACCCAUGUAUUCGCUGUUUAUGGUGACAACUUCUUCAAAAGUGCAAGCUACACGAUUGAAGCUCUUUGUGCUUCGCCUUUUGUGAAAGAAAAGGGCGACCUUAGAGAAGUAGAAUCACAAUUACUAACGAAAAGGGGGGAACUCUCCAAGUUUGAGAGUGAAUACAGAGAAGUUCUUGCCAAAUUUACCGAUAUGACAAGUAGAUACACAAAAGAAAUGCAGUCGAUUGACGACCUUCUAAAACAGCGAAAUGAAAUCCAUGCGUCGUAUACAAUUACUCCUCCUAUGAAGCGUAGUUCAAGUAAACUAAAAAGGACGAGUUCAGCCAAAGAGCCUAAAGAAGAAGGGUGCACAACUAAUGCACGAGAAAAGAAGCCUUUUAGAGAUCGGUUGAAGAAGAAGAAAUGGUUUAAUAUCCACUCAAAGGUCGAUAAAAGGAAGCCUUGCUGAGCACUAGGAUGUCAUGACAAUGUUAUAAGCUUAUUCAUAAAUAUUCAGACGAGGCGAUGAGAAUUAUUGCUGUUUGGAUGAACGGUUAAAAUUAUUAUGUGACUGCAAUGUUGUGCAAAGGUUUAGGACGGAUGAGCAUGUCUGAAACACCGGGAUCUUCUUGUUCAUGCUAUUACCAGCAUCGAUACAUAUUGGUUUGGGUAGCUUCCCUUGUAAAGCUUCUAGUCAUUCAUUUUUAUUGUAAAAUUCAUUCUUGUAGUUUAAUCCUUUUUAGUUAUCAUCUUGCUAGAAAUCUCUUAAGUUUGAUGUAUUCUUAAAUUCUAAGACAAUACUUUUAAAGAAUCCAUUGGUUUAAUUUUCUACUGA
Molecule: messenger RNA, 1925 nt
Organism: Amaranthus tricolor (Joseph's coat)
Lineage: Eukaryota; Viridiplantae; Streptophyta; Magnoliopsida; Caryophyllales; Amaranthaceae
Product: chaperone protein dnaJ 16-like
Exons: 11
Coding region: 303-1559 (418 amino acids)
Source: RefSeq, a predicted model, not a curated record